UGGCUUAUUCAUAGCUUAUGGGUUGGCUUGGGUCGGGCGUCUGCAGCUUUGCUCGGUUCUUGCUGUUGGUUUGGCAGCUCUAGAAAUGGAUGUCGUAGACGUGUGGUACAACAAGCAGGAUUACAUAGAAACGGCAUCUGGAAACAAAGUCAGCAGAAACUCUGUGCUCUGCGGCAGCCACAACAUCGUCCUCAAUGGCAAGACCAUCAUCCAGUCCAAGUCAAUCAUACGCGGGGACCUGGCCAAUGUCAGGAUCGGUCGCCACUGCGUCAUCAGCAGCAGCUCCGUCAUCCGGCCACCCUUCAAGAAGUUUAGCAAGGGGGUGGCCUUCUUCCCCCUGCAGAUUGGGGACCACGUCUUCAUAGACGAGGGCAGCGUGGUGAAUGCAGCGCACGUGGGCUCUUUUGUUUUCAUCGGAAAGAACUGCGUCAUUGGUCGCCGCUGUGUCCUCAAGGACUGCUGCAUGGUUGCCGACAACACGGUGCUGGCUCCCGAGACCGUGGUUCCUGCAUUCGCCGUCUUCUCGGGCUGCCCGGGCCUGUUCAGCGGCGAACUUCCCGAGUGCACCCAAGACUUGAUGAUAGACUUCACUAAGGCCUACUACCACCACUUCAAGCCUACGGAAUCAGCUGCGCUGCAGAGUAGCUGAGGCUCUCCUGGCAACUUUUUUUUUUGGCAUUGCCUUUCAACAAUAAAUACAUAUAAAUUAACAAAAGACA
This is a messenger RNA of Ixodes scapularis (black-legged tick), 719 nucleotides long. RefSeq names its product dynactin subunit 5 (gene DCTN5-p25). The coding region runs from base 86 to 649 and encodes 187 amino acids. The transcript has 6 exons. Lineage: Eukaryota; Metazoa; Arthropoda; Arachnida; Ixodida; Ixodidae. The record is from RefSeq and is a predicted model, not a curated record.